GGAAAGUGUUAUUGUUUUGAUUUACGUGGUACUUGUAAAGGUAUUUCGAAAUUUUUUUUAUCCAAUUCAUGUUUUCUUUGCUGAAAUUCGAGGCGAUUAGAUGCAACUAAUUAACGGUUUUCGGCUAGUGAUGUGAAAAGUGUCCCAAGCAGUGUGAGUCUUUUGUGUUUUCGUGUGAUUACCGGAAAAGCUCAAGCAAAAAAAAAAUAUGUCGUGGCUCAAGCUGAACGAUAGUUUGAACAAAGUGAAGGGUCAAAUUACCAGUUUCGCCCAAGAAGUCCUGGCGGAGGGAAUAGUGGAGGAGGACGAGAAUGAAGCUGGUCAGCGGUUCAACCCGGUUUUGGAGCUGGGACAGGCUCGGGAAAAAAUUGACGAACUAAUGGGGCUUUGCGCAACACAGGAUCAAGAGAUUACAACAUUGCGCAAACAAAUUGCAGAAUAUCAACAACACCAACAGUCCCAACCAUCGAAACCUCCAACAGAGCAUCCAUCGUCGAGUUCAAAACUGUCCGAACAACCGGGCUCAUCGUCAACCGAUGGUACUGGAGUUAGUAGCUCGGUUCUGAAUGCUACCACCUCCCCGUCUGCUCUCGAGGACAGCUGGUUCUGGGAUCCGGAGCAGAAUGUGUCCUCCACGUCAUCGUCGUCGAAGAAGGACGAUGAGAACGAUUCACCCCGAUCCGGCACAGACUUGACCACAAUUCCGUUGGAAGCACCGGCUUCCGAGGCGGAAAUCAUCGAACGGUUGCUCCGACAGCUCAACGAACGAAGCCAACAGCUGAAGAAGCAACAGCUGGAGAAUGCACUGCUCGGUGAAAAGUUGACUCAGGUCAGUAACGAGAACCGAGAGCUGAACGAAAACAUCGACGAGCUGGAUCGGCAGCAUGAGCUGGUGGUGGAGAACCUACUGGGGGUUAAGAAAGGCCUUCAGGAAAAAUGUCUCCAGCUAGAGGAGGAACUACGUGUCAAGCAGGGAGAGGCCGCCGCAGCGAACGAUUUGGACGAAGUGAGAGCGAAGUACGACAAACUGGAACAAAGCUACGUGAGCUCGUGUCAGGAAAACGUCCGGAUGAAGGCCGAACUGGAAAGGCUUGUCGUGGAAAAUAUUGACACGGUAGCAGAGCUAGAGAUUGAGAUUGCAGAACUCAAGAAAAAUGUACAGUCUUCGACAGAUGCAGAACAACGACUCAAUUCAUUGACGGAAUGCCGAGCCAGACUGGAAGAGCAGUUGACGGCCCUAACCGAUGAAAAUGAGCAAAUUCGAGAAAAAUUCGAAGAAGCGCAAUCAACAUCUGCUCAAUAUAAUGAACUGAAAGCUAAAUAUGACAAUCUAGUGGCAAAUCAAAACGAAGUUCUACAGCAAGCGACAGAUCAAGCCGAGGUUGCGAACCUUCAACGAAGGAACGAUGAAUUAUCGUCGGAAGCAGAACGAUGGAAAACCGACUGUGAUCGGUUACAGGAAGAUAAUCUGGCACUUCAGAAAAGCGAAAAGCAACUACAAACGAAACUAAGCGAAACCGAAGAGCGAAUUACACAAUUGGAACAGCGGUUGUCAGCCGAAUCACAAGUUGAACAAUUGCAAAGAGAAGUUAGCGAACUACAGAACGAGUUGCGAAGUGUUAUUAUUGACAAUUCUGUACAGUUGGAUGCUAAGGAGAAGGAAUGGCAGGAGAAGCUAAAUUUCGUGAAAGCGGAGAACUCGCGUAUUCAGCACAGCAAGGAUACGCUGGAAGCAGACCUAAUGCAGUAUGAGAAAGAAUGUUCCAAUCUUAUGAAAAACAACGAACUUUUGAUAUCCGAAAUCGAUAAUCUAAAAUGCAAAAAGUUGGAAACAAUCAAUGAAAAUGCUGAAGACAGUGUUGUAAUACUGGAAAAGCAGCUGGAGGAUUGUAGCAAACUGAACAAGAGUCUAGAAGACGAGUAUCAGGAGGUUAUCAAAAAGCUGGAAGAAGUGUUGGAGGAACGAGAAGAGUUCGAAUCAAAAGUGGAGUCACUCCAGAAGACCUUGGAAACAAAAACACAAUCGAUUAAAGAUCUUCAGUUGAAAGUCGAAACAUUGGAACAGGAAAAGUCCAAUCUUGUGUUUGAGAUUAAUGAAGAGCAAUCCAAACCUACGGCACAGGAAACCAACGAAGAAAUCGAAGUUUACAAAACACAAAUGGAAAGUCUUCAAGCUCAGUUGACGGCCAUCAACGAGGAUCACGCAAGUCUAGUGUUGAAACUACAGACGCAGCAACAAAAUUCGGUCGAGAAAUUAAAGAACUCGGAAGCUAAGAUUUCAGAACUGGAAAGCACUUUGAAGGUAAACAAAUCCGAAAUCGACCAACUUCAAGACAAGUUGCAACAAAAAAUGGAGGAACUGUCUAAUUUGAAAGCCGCGAAUGAAUCGACUCGGGACAAAAAUUUACAAUUGCUACAGGAUCGGUUGGAGGCUGAAUCACAGAAGUCAACCGCUUUGGCCGUUGAAAAAGAUGAGAUUGGCAAACAACUCAACGAAAUGCGUGGCGAGCUAGACAAAUCACGAGCCGAAUGUGAACAACUCACUCAGACCUACGCUGCCCAAUCGGCAGAACAAAGCGCCCUGGUUGAUUCGCUUACCCAACAGAAGGAUAAUCUGGUUCAACUGAUUACCGUCAAACACAACGAAAAUGUUCAAUAUCAUGCGGAAAUUCAACGGUUGAGCCAACUCUUGCAGACACAACUAACCGAAAAAACGGAACCCGACUUAGCACCACCCGUUGAAUGUCAAACUUGUCCGGUUCUUCGCGAACAACUUUCCUCGCUAGAGGACAAAACCAAGAAGCUAGACGACUUCGAACGUAUGACCGACCAGAUUCAGUUUCUUCGUGAGAAAUCGGAAAUUCUUACCAACAAUCUGCUGACGGAACAGAACAACCAGAAGUUGCUGCAGCAGGAGAAGCAUGAUCUGGUGGAUCAGAAGAAUGGACUGGCCAAAGAUCUGGAACGGUUGCGGCACCAUCUGCUGGAAAUCGAGGAAGCCCACACGCAAGAGACCGUCGAGCUGCAGCAGCGGUACGAUGACACCCGUGCGAAACUGCAAGCCCUCGAGGAAGACGUCAAGAAGUCCACCAAUGCACUGACAUCGGCGAGUAUUCGCGCCAAUCAGCACGCGGAAACACUACAGACACAGUAUCAACUCUUGCAACAGCAACGCGAUGAGCUGGUCGCCAAAUUGAACUCUGCCGACGAUCGGGAUCAGAAGAAUUUGGCAUCCUUGACGAACCUGCAGUGUGCUCUGGAGCAGUUCCAGAUAAAUAAAGAUCGGGACAUUGAACUAGCUACGGCCAGCAUCCGUAAGGAACUGGAACAGUGCCACACACAGGAAGCCAAUCUCAAAGCCGAUAUUCGACAACUGCAGCAACAGCUGGCAGAUGCCAAAAAUGGUCUACUGGCUGCAGCAAGGAUUUCCGAUCAACUGGAAAUUGCUCAAGUAACCGUGGCAGGCCUGAAAAACGAGUUGGUGGAAAGCAACGAAAAGUAUCAUGUUCUUGAGAGGCGCCUGCAGGCCACGGAAGCCAGCCAAGCUGACAAGGUGGAGAAGACUCUGGUGAAGAACUUGAUCAUCGGUUAUGUGGUGGCACCCAACCAAAACGACAAGUUUCAAAUAUUGAAGCUGAUAUCGGCAGUGCUCACAAUGGAUCAAGCCGAGUGCAUUAAGAUUGGUCUGAAUCGAAGCGGUGGCAGUUGGUUUAACAACAUACUUGGAAGUGGUGGAACACCCGGAACUACUCAAAACUAUAACAAAGAAAGCCUCACGGAAGCCUUCGUUAAGUUUCUGGAAAAAGAAUCCGCUCCCAGGUCGACCAGUACCACCAGUUCUGGUUUGCUCAAUGUGAUGAGUCACGAACAUCCGCCGCAGUCCACGGUGUUAUCGAGAACGACUACACCUACUCAACAGCAACAAACUGCAGAUAAAAACCAGAACCCAAUUCCAGCUACGCCAGCUGCUGUGCAACCAAUUUUGUUAGGCGAAUCAUCUCUGCUGCAACAGACGACCUUCCAGCCGGCACGGAGUUCGAGUUCCAUACUGAAGGACAUUCUUAGCGAUUCCUGAUUCGAGGUGUAGUUUGUCGAAACGUGGAAAGUAUUAGGGCAGGUUCCAAAUGCUCUAAAAGAGUUUUAAUGUUUUUGAAUGCCAGCCGCAUCGGUUGUAUAUAGAUUAUUUCAAUAUAUAUAUUUUUUCAGACAUGAUUUAGACUGUUUUUUUCGUCGCAGUUACUGUAUGACUAUCUUUGUUGAUACAUUUUAUAUUUUUGUGCAAUUGUAUUGUGAAUGAACAGCAUUCAAAAUAGCAGUAUAGCUGACAUACUGAGUAGAUACUACGGGACGGUAAAAGCAACCUAACAGAUCCAAGUUGUGAAUUACCACUCUCCAGUAAGUUUAUAAAUCAGUCAUUUAAUAUGUGUAUUAUAAAGAAUUAAUGUUAAAA
Molecule: messenger RNA, 4450 nt
Organism: Malaya genurostris
Lineage: Eukaryota; Metazoa; Arthropoda; Insecta; Diptera; Culicidae
Gene: Gmap
Product: thyroid receptor-interacting protein 11
Exons: 7
Coding region: 209-4075 (1288 amino acids)
Biological process (GO): Golgi organization; endoplasmic reticulum to Golgi vesicle-mediated transport
Cellular component (GO): Golgi apparatus
Molecular function (GO): small GTPase binding
Source: RefSeq, a predicted model, not a curated record